Messenger RNA from Anopheles coluzzii, 814 nucleotides. RefSeq lists its product as uncharacterized. The coding region runs from base 1 to 420 and encodes 139 amino acids. The transcript has 2 exons. The record is from RefSeq and is a predicted model, not a curated record. Lineage: Eukaryota; Metazoa; Arthropoda; Insecta; Diptera; Culicidae.
AUGCGUGGUGGGAAAACGGCCCCUGUCACUGUCAGGCUCCUGGUAGCAGGGAAGGGAAAACUCCGAGCAGCGAGCAUUCUCAAUAGUGGUGAUAGUGGGACGCUGCUCCCCAUCCACGAUACAAAUGAUAUCAAAUCACGAAUACGCUUGGUGUCCAGUGCUCCAGCUGAACCAAACCAAACACCAGUCUCGAAAGCGAUCGCCCUCAUCCACCACCUAUCGUACCUGAUCGACUACUUGGUGCAGUUCGUCCUGGGAAGCGGGAAUGACCGCAAAACACCACCGGAAGCGGCCGACUACUAUCAGACCGCACUGGUAGAGGGCAAAAAUCCAGCGAGCAAAGAUGAGGCCGGUCUAAAGCCGGAUAAUGCACGCGCUCGGCAGGAAACGGAAAUUAUACACAAAAUGAUGAAGGUUUAAGUGUGUGCCAUGCUCACACUCAGUGCUGUAAAGACUACCGCGCAUUCAUUGAACUCUAAGACAGGGUGUGAUCGUUUGCAUCUCUCUUGCCAAUUCAUGAUGAUGACAAAACCUAAAUCGAUGCCGUACAAACACCUGUGUGUGUGUGGGCAGUGUGGUGGAAAUUUUUAAUAACCAUAACCCCAAUAGAUCACCGGGGCAGAUUUGUGUUGGUUUCAAUCCUUGACAUGAUUGCAACGGUGCCGUGCUGUGACAUCGACAGCCCAUCGUCACCACGCAAAUCGAUCGCUGACCAUCGUCGUAUCUGAAGUUUUGGACCGGCGACUCCAAGGGAGAAGGUUCAUUAGUAUGCUCAGCCGAUCAUUAAGCGUUGACUGCGGCGUGCUGUGGACCA